Molecule: messenger RNA, 11805 nt
Organism: Megalopta genalis
Lineage: Eukaryota; Metazoa; Arthropoda; Insecta; Hymenoptera; Halictidae
Biological process (GO): negative regulation of transcription by RNA polymerase II
Cellular component (GO): nucleus
Molecular function (GO): protein binding; transcription corepressor activity
Source: RefSeq, a predicted model, not a curated record
CGGCCCACGUCGGCCUCGAUCAGCCGCUCGGCGCUCAGUUCGAGUCGGACCUCCGCCGUAGCCGGAUCGUGUCAUAUUGCCUGUCUGCGCUGUCUCUCUCUCUUCUUCUCUCUCUCUCCUCCUCCUCCUCUCUCUCAUUCCCUCCCGCGGGCAGGCGCGGGCGCGCGCGCGUUCACAGUGUCUGUGUAUGUGUGUUCCCUGUUCCCCCUCUGUGCCCCCCUGUUCCCCGCAACGACAACGAGUUCCGCCCAGGGUGAAAAGAGCGGAGCCGGGGUUCCCUGCAAACAAGACGCAUCCUCGACACGGCGGUUGUUGUUUGUUUUCUGGUAUCGCGGUGCCGCGGUGUCGCGGUUCACGCGAACACCGGAGCCGUGCGCGCGAGGGUCCCGGCCGCGGACAACAGGAGAUACGAGCUGUCCAGCCAGCGUCUACGGUGCAACGUCGCCGUCGACGUCGACGUCGACGUCGCCGCCGCCGCCGCCGCCACCGCCGCCGUCUCCACGGUCCUCGUACCGCAGUGUGGUGCUUCGUCGGCGUUGUUGCUGCCACGAAAGUGUUUCCAGAAAGGAGAGAAGUAGUUGCAAUAUUUUCCUCGUCCGGAUACAAUAGCCCGGCGCGGUUCUCUCCGCGGACGCGCAGAGACGUUGGAAACCACGGCGCCAUUCAAUCAGCGACUCGGCCGGCCGUGCCGCGCCGCAUCGAGUACUCUCCAUUGAUGCAGCGGCAGCCUCGUAUUGUUUGUGGUGCUUCUGUUCGUCGCCGACGUUCUGUUCUUCUCGUCGUCCCGUGAAAAUAAAAGAAAGAAAGGUGUGCUACGGUUUAAACCUCCCUGGUGGUGCGCGACUCUGUUUUUCGUUCUCGUUCUUCUUCGUCAUCUUCGUCGUCUUGUGUGGGUGAUCUGAAAUCAGUGAAACGAGAGGAAUAGCCGAUAUUGUUCGGCGAGUCUCGAUAAAGAAAGUGAGAGUUUUUAUUAUUGUCAGUGCAGUAAUACGGUUCUCGUUCACUGUGGAUUAUUGGAUAUACUUUACGCUCUCGGCCUGCCGACGGACCGCUGCUGCGCAGCCCGCCGUUUACGUCCCGAGCUGGCCCGUUCUGGAAUAUUACCGCGUUGACAGGCGUUCAGCAGCGGCUACAACGAGACAGCGUUAAAUGAGGAUGCAGAGACAAAGCCGGAGUAGCUCGGAGGUGGAGGUUGCGCUUAUGCGCCCCGUAAGCACCGCUGGCUAAUAGCACCCCGGCCCAUCCCCGACACCCUGCAGCCACACCAGAUCAGCAGUCGGCGUGACAUGGAUGUGAGCUUCACGAACGUAUUAGAGGGGGCUCGCCAGUUCUUCCAGGGACUGCCCGUACCGAGUACAGGUGGUGCGGCCGCGUCAGCGGAUCGCAAUCACGCGACAUCAACGAGUACAGCCUCGUCGACAUCGGCGUCGCGCGACCAUGGCGCCGCUUCUCCGUCGCCAGCAGCCCCGCCAGCCCCGCCAGCACCACCGCCACUAUCGAUAUCGUCGCAACCGACUUCGAGCAACAGCAGCAACAGCAACGGUAGCAGCAACGGCGGUAACAACAAGAGCAGCGGUAGCAGCAACGACUCGGAAGCGAGUCGUUACCCGAGCAACGACGCGCGAUCCUCGUCCGCGGAGAACGCGUCCAGCACCAACAGUUUCUGGAGUCCCUCCGUGGAGCCGUACGCUCCGCAGCCGACGAGGGUGGAGGUGCCGGACACGAGGCCGGGCCUCGACGACGGGUCCUCGAUGGAGGCAAGCUCGUCGUGCUCGAACACGAUCACGUUAACCGAGAUGCAGCCGUCGAGCAAUCGCGUUAACCGAUCCUCCUCGAGCUUCCCCGCGAAGCAAGGGUCGCCGAAGGACCAGCCGACGGCGACGUCGACGACAAUGGCGGCGACGGCGGCGGCGGCGACGAGCGAUCUGCACCAAAUGCAACCGGUCCAACAGCCGACGUCCCCGGGCCCGGUGUACCAGCAGCUGAGCACCGUCUCCAGAGCGUCCUUCUCCACCGCCGAAAUACUCGCCUCGUCGCACCAGACGAGCUACCAGACUGCCAGCGACCGGCAGCCGCAGCCGACCGCUUCCGUCGUGGCGCAGAGGACCCAGUACUAUCCCCGCUACCAUCAUCCGGACAUCACGAAGAGCGCGCCGGUCCCGUUCAGCCAGAACUCGAUCUACCAGUCGGCCAGCGUGGCGCCGGCGACCUCUUCGGGGACCGUGCAGACCAGGCCGACCCCGAUGGAGCAGCCUCACCUGACCGUUUCCGGGCAAGGGCACGGCCUGGAGCAGAGGGUGCCGAGCUCGUACGGCAACCCGGCGGCGCCUACGAGCGCGGCCUCGAUAUACGGGUCGCCGUCGACCCAGAACUAUCGUCCGUUGCAGCAGAGUCGAUCGGGCUCGGCGGGCAACCCGGCGGCGGACAGGCCGCACUCGUCCCGCGUCUCCUCGUCUCCGUCCUGCUCGUCGGUGAACCCGUGCAGCCCGCGGCACGCCGGGACCUUGAGUCACAUUCCUUCGCCGUCGUCGGCGUCAUCGUCGCAAAAUCUUCCGGCGCACAUUCCAUCGUCGCAUCUGCCGUCGCCGGGCAGCAACGCGGCGGCGCACCGUUCUCAGCAGCAACAACCGCAGCAACACCAACAGCAGCAUCAGCAUCACCAGCAUCAGCACCAGCAGCAGCAGCACCAGCAUCAGCACCACCAGCAUCAGCAUCAGCAACAGCAGCAGCAGCAGCUUUCUAGUCGAAUAAACGCGUCCUCGCAUUCGAUCGGCGCCAACGCAUACCGGAUGGUCGUUCACGGGACACCGGCGUCCUCCGCCCCCUCGUCCUCGUCCUCGUCCUCCUCCUCCUCCGCCUCCUCCUCGUCCUCCUCCUCUAAUCAGAUGCCACCGCCGCCAGCGUUGAGCGGUUAUCAUCCUGUUGCUUCUCCCCAUGACGCUCCUCAUCACGCCGCCCCGACACCGCACAGACAAUCUCCUCACGUGUCCACCCUGCACAAUCCUCACGCCUCUCCUCAUCACGCUCCGUCUCCCCACAGCAGCUUCCAGCCCCAUUCGCCGACGUAUCCGCCUCCGCCGCCGCCACCGCCACCACCCCCGGCCACGUCCACUCCUCACUCGUACAGCCUUCCAAUUACGUCGCAACACUACCAACCGAGCCCCGGUUACGCCGGCAACCUGUACGCGCUGCCGCCACAGUCUUCGUAUCAUUCCUUCCAGAAGAAUCCCCAGCCGCCGCCGUCGCAGCCGCAGCCGCAACCGCAGCCGCAACCGCAGCCGCCGCACUCGCAGGCCAACUACUACCCGCAGUCCGGUCGAUCCCAAGGACAAACGUACGCGGCGCAGCAGAUGCCGAUACCCGGCCCGGCUCAAUCGAUCUGCUCCGGGACCGGAAACGCGAACGGGCCCGGCUACCAUUCGAACAAACCGGUCGCGUACAACGGCGUCGAUUCGAAGAGGAGCUCGAUGGAGGUGUCCUACGGCUCCUAUCGAUCCCCGUUGACCUCCUCCGUUCAGAGGACCAACACGCACAACCUUCCGCCGAUCGCCGCGCUCUCCUCCUACCAUUCCAACCGAAGGGAGCAAGCGACCAGCAAGGCCCAGCCGAUGCAAAGACACCGCGGAUACCAGGCGAACGCGGCCAACAACAACAAGGUGUCGGUGGUCGCGCCGCCCGUGUCCUCGAUGACGGCGCCACAGAGGAUCGCCGAGUAUCCGACCACCGUGUCCGGUAUGAAUCACGCGAUCCCGGUCAACGGACGGACCACCACCGUCGCCAACACCUCGUACAGCAGGUACUCGAGCCAGCAGCACGGCUACCCGACCUACGCCACCACCACGGCGCCCAGUCAUCAGGGCAGCAACUCCUCCAGCACCACGGUCACCUCGAUCGGGAUCGCCGCGAGAUCUUCCGUUCCGCCGACGAGCGCGAUGCACUAUCAGCCGACGGACGCCAGUCGAACGGGCUCCUAUCAUCAUCAGCCGGUCCGGGCCACCGACGACUACGGCUACAAAGAGUACUCGUCCUAUCAGAACUCGGCCGCGUCCACGGCUCAGUCCACCGUAGCCUCGAACAUGGUCGCUCCGCCGCAGACGAACGGCGUUCGCAAGAGGGAGUCGCCGCUGGACCUGUCCGUGAAGACCGUGAAGACAUCCGCGGACUCGACCGCGCAGGACGACGUCGAGACCGUCGCGGAGAAGCACGUGAGCAGCUCGACGGUGAUCUCGUCGAGGAACAACGUCGGGUCGUCCAGGAGCAUGCUGCCGCCGGCCGUGCAGACCGCGCCGCAGCCAGCCUCGUAUCCCCCGUUCGACAAUCGACUGUCGAGCAACACCGGCAGGAGCAUGCAGCAAACCGGCCAGAUCCGAGUCUCCACGCCGCAAACGGUCUGCGCGCCCAAGGUAGACUUCCUGCCGGACUUCAACUCGGCGCCGCUGCGUCACCACCACCACGGGCAACCGCACGAGAAUACUUUUCACCGGAGGAGCUCGGCCCAACAGCUGUACGCUCCGCCCCCGCAGUCUCUCUCCUCGCAGCAUCCUAAUAAUACCGCUCCACUGCCCCACAUGUCCUCGUUCAAAAAGUCUUCACUGCCCACCACCGCGCAGGUGUACGAUGCCGUGACCGCGGCAGCGCCGCCACCGCCGGUACCGUCCUCCUCUUACCUGGCGGCCACCGAGUCCGUGUCCGUGUCCUCCAGGUCCUCCAGGUAUCCCCCGCCGCCGAUGGUCGACCCGGCCAGGAUGGGACACGCCGCCGGCUUACCCGUCCACGAUUACCCGGCCGAGUCCAAGUACUACAAGUUCGGGCAACUGGCUCCGCCCCAGAGGGAUCGCGCGCCGACCAAGAGGCCCGGGGACGCGAUCUACGGUGCCGCGGUGCCGCACAAGCAACCCAGGCUCGACGACUGGUUUCACAAGAGGCUGUCCACCGCGAAAGCGAUGCACGAACAGCAGAAACGGCAGGAGAUGAGCCUGCAGGUGCCUCUGCCGAACGGUGCCCUGGUCGCGACCAACACCUACGAACAGAGAUCCGACAACGGUUACUCGUCGUCCGAGUCCUCUCGCUACCAGCAAGCCUACUGUGAUAAGAGGAGCUACGCCGAGCCUAAGGUCACCCACGGUUCGCCUCCCUACGGUCAUCCGCCCGUGGCCAAGCCGGCCAACGUGCACUCUCUGCCGCAACAGCCGAACCAACCCGUCUACUCGAGCUACCGGCAGGCCCAGAAACCGGGCCCACCGCUGCCCGGAGCAACCUCCGCCGGACAGCCCGUCGAACCGCCCAGCAACACCGGAGCCGACAAGCGUGUCCUCAGCUUGCUGAGGAACAGCUUGGAGAACAAGCAGCAGAGGGAGGAGCAGAUGAACAGUCAGCAGCCCAUCUUGGCCAAUCACAGUCAACAGAUUUUCCAAAACAAGGUGGUCGCGCCGGUCGAGCCGAAAACAAACAUCGGACGACACAAUCUGUCACCGUUCACGGCGGCGAGCCUGCUGGAACGGAACAGCAACACGCCGCCCCAUUACAAGUUCCAUGUGCCGAGAGCCGUAGACUCGAUCACUCAGGAGGCGCCCCGCAGCUUAUACGCUUCCAGAGUAAAUUCAUCCGCGACGCUGCCUGGCAAGGAAGCACUCCUGGGACCUCGGGGAGCCGAGAAUCAGAUCCACCGUGACAAAGACGACGGGCUUGCCGCCAUAUUAGCCGCGAAGAUCAGGACCAAAGCGGAACUUAAACAGGUGGGAACCGGCCAAUUCGCGAGCAAGUCGACCGCUUCCUCUCAGGAAGCCUCGUCGACGCCCAAAGAAAUAUUGGACAGCUCGGCUUCGACGUCCGGCCCGGUGUCGUCGGCGGGCAGUCCGCCGAAGUUGACGCGCGAGAAAGUGGCCUGUCUGCCGCCACGGAGACGAUUGUUCUCGAGGACCGAGGAGGAGAACAUGCCGGUGGCAGCGACGGUGCCCGUGCAAGCUCCGGUGCCCGCGAUCGCGUCCACGGUUCCAGCGCGUGCCAGCGGUUUCAGAAGUUCCUCGGAGACGUCGGUGUUCGAUUUUAGGGAGAGCGACUCCGAGGGCGAGAUGCCGGUGCUCGAGCGGCAAACGCUGGAGGAGAUGAGGCGGGACAGGAAACAGCUGUCGAAGGUGCAACCACCGGUGCCUCUGAACGACGCCAUGUGCAUGGGUAUGACGUCCUCGUCGGACCUGGUGAAGAUCGAGCUGAGGGAGAACGAAAAGAUCACGGAGGUGGACAGCUUCUGGUCGAGCGCCUGCGACAAGUUCAUGGAGCAGCUGCGCACCGGCGACGCCAUGAAGAAACGCGGCCGCAAGAAGAAGACCAGCUGCACGGUGACCUCGAACCUCGACGAGACGGGCAACGACACCGGCAACGAGAACGACGACAAGGACGAGAAAGAGGCCGCCGACGCGAACGCGUCCACGCGGAUCAAGCCCGAGGACAUCAAGCAGGAGCUGCAGGACGUCGAGUCGCCGCCGGACGUCAAGGAAGAGUUCCCGGAGACGAGCAAGGACGACGAGACCGCCGCGGAGCCGAAGGAGAUCAAGGUGGAGGUGAAAGAGGAGCCGGAAGUUGAGAAAGAGUACGACGAUAAGAACUCGAGCGACGAUUCCGACGAGGUGCCGCUGAUCCGGAGGGCGAACAAGAAGAUGAAGAAGGAGGACAGCGACUGCGAGGAAGAGAUAAUAUGCAGGAAGGGCCGGGUCGGCCGGGGCAGCAGGAUCAAGCUGCAGUCGUCCAGCGGCAGCGAGUCUUCCAGCGAGGAGAGCGACGCCAGCACGGAGUUUGGCCACGGUUCCUCGGUGGCGGACAGGCUGCGGGCCAGGAAGCGGUCGUCCAACAACGCGGAGUCCGAGGGGAUGAAGCUGAGGUCGAGGGACACGACGCCGCACAAGGCCAAAGGAGAGAAGGAGUCGAAAUCGUCGACCUCGAAGACCGGCUCCGGGUCGCAGAAGGGCAAGCCGAAGCCGCUUUUCGGGGACGGCAGCGACUUUCGGCCGGGUUGGGAGGAGGAGGUCUACGUGUACAAAAAGUCCUUGAGAAUGCCGACCAGGUUGAUCACGGUGUCGAAGCCGUCGAGGUUUCACAGGUUAUCCACCUCGCUGCCGGAUCUGGACCCGGACUCGCCGGCGCUCUCCGUCUCGAUGGACAGCUCCGACGUGUGUCUCGGCCGGAAGAAGAUCGUGGACAGCGACAUGGAGUCGAACUGCAGCUUCGGCACGACGGGACUUAAGAUCGACGACGAGGAGGCCACCUCGUCCACGACGAUCUCGUGUCCCGCCAAGGCCACGAAGUCGAGCAGAUCGGAAGGCAGCUCGAUCGUCGACGUGCUGGCUCAGAAGGUCGGCACCAGCCGGAAGGAGCAGAAGAAGAAGCUGAAGGAGAAGGAUAAGGUGGAGAAGGAGAAAGUGGAGAAGGGUGGAGGGGGCAAGUCGAAAGGUAGCAACGAGCCGGAGCUGCUGCCUACGCCGAGCCUGACGCCGUUGCUGGAGUCGGCGAAGCUGUCGAAGGGCAAGUCCCCGAUCAAAGACUGCAGCGUGUUGGGCUACUUCCGCAAGGAAACGGUGAGCACGUUCCGGGACACGUUCAAGAACAAUCACGCGCUGCUGAACGAGUUCUCGACGCUGGUGUUGAAGACCAGGACGAGGACGGAGACGCGGGUGUUGAAGAAGCAGGCGACCAUCAGGGAAGUGUUCGGCGAAGAGAGACCCGCGUCGGCCCCGCCGAUGCAGAAUCACGACGACACCUCGCAGGACGACGACUCGCAGACGGAGACGCCGGAGAACGCGCUGAGCAAGAUCAGGACGCUGAAGCAGAAGGUGGUCUGGGUGCGGAAGAACGCCGGGAUCCUGAGGAGUCACAAGGCGAUCCUGAACUCGAAGCGGCAUCUGUUGAACGCGAAGAAACGAAAGGACCUGCUCAAGUCGCUGGCGGAGAAGAAGCUGCAGAGCCUGAAGACGGAAGCGGAGGACGAGGCGGCGCAGGAGGAGACGAACGACGCGCAAGAAGCGGAGAACAACGACUUGGACGACGAGACGAACGAGUCGGAAGUUCCCAACAAGAAGAAGCUCAAGCUGCGGACCAGCCGGCGAAAGUUCCGCUCCGGGUUCGACUACAUUCGGAAGAAGAAGAAGCCGUUGAAGAAGGACGAGACCCUGCCCAAGGAGAGAAAGAGGCAAGUGUUGACGAGGCCCAGCCCGGAGUGCGUCGCGGACAUCCAAUCGGAGAUCAGAACCUGGGUGAUCAAGAAAGGCGUCGGCGAAACGCUGUUGCACAGGGCUGCCAGGCUCGGUUACACGGACGUCACAGCCUACUGCUUGGAGAAGCUGAACAACGCGCCGAGCCCCAAGGACAACGCGGGGUACACGCCUCUUCACGAAGCGUGUUCCAAGGGCCAUCUCGAGAUCGCGAAACUGCUGCUCGCGUACGGAGCGAACGCCAGCGAAAGCGCGAACGGAGGAAUAAGGCCGCUUCACGAGGCGGCAGAGAACGGCGCUACCGAAUUGGUACGUCUGUUGCUCUCGUACGGCGCCGACCCUCUGCUGGCCACGUACGCUGGUCAGACUCCGCUGAUGCUGGCCGCGGACACGGACGCUUACUCGAUUCUGGAGCAACAUCUGGACGACAUUCAGGGUCGGACGUGCACGCCGUGGUCCUUCGGCGGACCGUCGUGCAUUUUCGACCCCGACGAGACCGGGCACAACCCCCUCAACGAUCCUCCGCUGGACAGCCCGGAGCCCGAGCUGGACGAGAUCGAGAUGGAAAUGAGCGACGUGAACCUGCCGGUUCUGUUCUCCUUGAGCAACGACCCGGACAAGUGGGUGCUCCUGCAGGACCUGAUGGCGGCCCUCAGGAUAAAGAGCAGGGACGCGCUGCUGCGUCAGGUGAACCCGAAGGCUCACGCGGGCCCGCCGGCGGUCGCCCAUCGGGACGUGAUGAGGGAGCUGAAGCUCCAAGACUUUCUGGAACAGUCGAGGUGCUGCCACUUGCUCAGCGGCGGCGAGAGGAUCAACGUGAGAGGCUCGAAGGUGACGCUGAUCAAGUACAACGACAAAGUGAGGUCCCUGUUGAGCGUCGAGAAGGUGGUGAUCAGCCUCAGGUGACAGGAGGCGAUUCUGGGGCAGCCGUCUCCCCAGGCAAGACCCUCGACGUCCGCCGCGAAGGACGUCCCGAAGAAGACGAGAACCUCCGGCAGCUCCCCGAAGAGGCAAGGUAGAACGCGUCAAGGUAACAAAACGUCCGAUUGAACGCGCGCGUGGACGCGCGCGGGGCCGAACGGGUCGGAACGGAUCGAAUCGGAUCGAUCGUGACAGCGAACGGUGACGCACUAUUAUUAGCAGUAUUUAUUGGAGAAUAUUCUAUUCGUGUCUAUUCGCAAGAACAGUGAUAUUUUAUUAACUAUAGAGCCAAGCGAUCGGGUCUGUAAUUGUAAACGCCGCUUCUAGAGUCGAGGAUUUCGCUGUCGCCGCAGAGAUUUAGAAGCACGAUAUAUCGUUCCUGUCCGAACAUUGUACGAUACUAUUGGAUAUUUCAGCGUUUAAUCUCGAGUUAACAGUCCCUCGCGGAGGAGUUUAUAGGGGCCGGUCGCGAAUAGAAAGAACGGACGACGUCGUCUAGAGAUAUUUUUUAUCGUCGGCACGUGCGCGCGCGUGUCAUUUGCUCUGUGCACAUGUCCACGUGCUUCUUUUUACCGAGAGGAUGGAUUCGUUGUUAGGAGGAGGAAGGCGACCGUCGGAGCGCAAACGUCGACUUGUCAUCGGCUUUCACGUGUUACCAAUUUUCGUUAGGUUUACUCUCGUUUCUUCCUCGUCGCGUUUUCUGUCCGUUUUUCUACCGGUCAGUCGGGAGAGCGAGUUGAUCGGCGAGCAAAUCCGGUUAUCGAUCGAAUCUUUUUAGGAUUAAGUAAGCGUCGAUUAAUCGUUCGAAAGUCGAGCAUUUAUUUACCUGUUUUCGCGUUCCGCUCUUUCUCCUUAUAGUUCUCUUUUAUUUUUUCCUUUUUUCUUUUCUUUUUUUAAUCUUUCUGGGAUGUGCAAUCUUGUCGAGCGAUCCUACGAACGACGGUCGAUCCCGGGCUGGACGGGGAACCAAGUGGAAAAGGAGGGAAACCAUCGUGCAAUAACUCUCUCGUCCAGCUCGCGAUCGACUCUCGAAUCGGCGGUUUCCAUCGAUAAUCGUUGGGCGCGGUUGCAACGCGUUCACCAGCCGUUGCACGAGUUUGCUGUAAUCGGCACCGCGCCGCGUCGUUGUUCGAUGGCACGUUUUCUCUCCUUCGUUCGAACGUUUCUCAACAGGUUAGCUAGUUAUUUCGUUAUCUAGUACAAUUUUGAUCGACGCGCGGACCAACGAGAUCGAGGCAUCGUUUCGUUUUGGGAACAGCGGCGAUCGCGUCGAUCGAGGCGCAGCGUCGGGCAGCGAACGCGUCCAUGGGACCCCGUCGGCGGGAACAGCGAUUUAGGAAAUUUUCGGAAACACGGUGUUCCCGCUUCGGUGGGCCUCCGGCGACGCGACGGGACGAGUUUUAACGAGAUCAACGUACUUAGACGGUCGCGUCUCGACGGAACGGCGAUAAGAAGCAGGCUUGCGCGUUUCAUUUCACUCUUUAUACAGAUUUCAAUUGUUACAAUCAGUCUCAGGGAACGUUCUCUACGCGUAUUUUCGAUAUUUCUGUGCGUUGUAUAAAUUGGACGGGGACGCGGCCAGGCGGCGUCGGAUCGACGAGACGAGAAACGACGUUCGUCCUUGAAUUGUUGGUCGCGCGACGGAUUCGGACCUUUGGCCGACGAACCCUUCGGCCUCGGCUCGCGCGUACAAUUUGCGGAGGAAAUUGAUCGCGAUUCCAGAAGCGCGACGCCUGGCCGCUCGCCUGGACGGUUUCGACUUUUAUUUAGCCAACGAUUCGAAGGGAUCUUUGACGUGGACGGUGUGCAGUUUGUACAUGUACAUAAUACACCUAUUUUCGAAGGAAACGAUUUCCACGGCCAAAUACACCGGUUCUCGUUGCGGCGGCUGCCGUGCAAUUUUCUCGCGCGAGAAUCGUCCGGUUCGGCGUCGUCGGUUUUAUGUAAAAUCGAUCGACGAUCGGCCGAUGGAAUUCGAUGGGGAAAAACGAACUUGUACGUACCGUGCGUAAUUGUACCUUUCUCGAAUGUAAAGUAGAAUGCAUAUACGAUGUAAGUAGCGGAAAGAACGCACUGCAAACACUUGUUCAUAUUAGCGUAUUAAGAACACGUGCACACACACACAUUGUAAUAUGGCGUACGGAAGAGAAACCGCGUUUAGAAGGACUUGAAGGACAUUGUAAUUUCAGUGAACCGAUUGAACAAUAGAUACGCGGAAACGACGAGUAUGUACAUACUUCUCGCAAACUAGGGGCUAUCGCAAUUAUUACCGCUAAUGAUUAUUAUUAUUAUUAUUAUUGUUAUUAUUAUGUUAUUAUUAUAUUAUUAUUAUAUAUAUAAUUAUUAUUAUUAUUAUAUUAUUAUUACUAUUACGUUUAUUAUUAUUAUUAUUAUUAUUAUUACUAUUUAACACUACCGUCACAAUAACUACGCGUACUACAAACUACCGCUGAUGACUAUUACUAUCGCCACCAACAACUAUUGCCACUACUGUCACCGAGUAUCCGCUUUUUUUAUUGUACGAUAUAUACAUAAUAGCGAACUAUGAAUGUACAUUUUCUUAGCUGUAACAACGUCUCCUCCAUCACCGACACUACAACCGCCACCACGAUUUCCCUGCUAUUCCCCUCCCUCCUCCGAUAUGCCCUCUUGUAAUUUAUAUAUACAUAUUCGAGAUACU